AUGGUAAGUAUAAAUCGCCGCCAACGAUUGGAAUUUGCGCUAAGCAUUCUGCCCUAUGAUUUCAAGUCAGUGCAGCUAUCAAGGGCACAAAAUCAAGUGGAAGACAUUAUAGCACGACUACGCACCGACGACACCUCUGCUGAGGAGGAGAGCGAUGAGGAGAAGACCAGAACCCAGCAACAAAAAAAUGCCAAAGGCUUUGCCGAGCAGACAAUGCGCCAUAUUGAGCAAUCCGAAGGCAUAGUAUGUCCGCGACCGAAGAAUAUGUUGAGCACAUUGGCAACUCUGACUCUGGCAGCUGAGAAGCUGCUGAAAACACAGUGCAAAGUGGAUGAUGAAAGUUUCGAGGAAAAUGAGGAGUUUGUGGAUCGCAAGGAGCUCAUGGAGAACAGCAUUCAAGCAUUGAACGAGGCGCGUUUGAAGAUGCUGCAACGUUGGGAACGCUCCAAGCGGAAGGCUCUCGAUCUGCUUACCAUUGAGAUCGAGAAGGUGCAGGCCAUGGAUCAGGACCAUGCCCAAAAGGCGGCACACUUUCAGAUGUUCCGUGAUGGCGCCGACGAGCACAACACUUCAACGCCCAAGACAAACGAUGAUGACGAUGACGAUGAUGAGGAAAAGGAGAAUGAGAAAGAGAAUAUCAAUGAGCUGGAUGACGAUGAUGAGGAAUAUGUGCCUAGCGGUGCCGAGAGCUGUAAUAAACGCAAGCGGCAAAAGAAAUUCGUCACAUCAACCCCAUAUCCAAUACUCAAGUGUCCGCACUUUGAGUUCGAUCACGAUGCCAACUCAUCUAUGAUCACCAUUGGACCCAAUGGCACACAGAUAUCGAGGGCCUGUCUCACUGGCAUUAACUGGUCCAUGUCUGGCCCGUCCAUAACCCGCAAGCUGAUGUGCGAGAUCUUUGAUCGCGCUACUCUUGCCUUUCACACACUCUCUGGCAAGCCGUCACCGGCCUUUAAAGAUUGCGCACGUCCCAGCAAGCAGCAGUUGGAUCCUCUCAAGGUGAGCGAUCUGGUCUAUCUGAUGACCAACAGUCUGCAGAUGACACCACGCGAGGUGCGCACAGCCAUAACAACCAAGUGCGCCGAUGAGAAUAAAAUGCUCCGUACUCGACUCCAGCGAGAUCCACGCAAGACUAUUUAG
Drosophila grimshawi is the source of this 1140-nucleotide messenger RNA. RefSeq names its product early boundary activity protein 1 (gene Elba1). The record is from RefSeq and is a predicted model, not a curated record. The transcript has 3 exons. Gene Ontology annotation, biological process: positive regulation of neuron differentiation; negative regulation of Notch signaling pathway. Gene Ontology annotation, molecular function: transcription corepressor activity; DNA binding. Gene Ontology annotation, cellular component: nucleus. Lineage: Eukaryota; Metazoa; Arthropoda; Insecta; Diptera; Drosophilidae. The coding region runs from base 1 to 1140 and encodes 379 amino acids.